AUGCACUUUAAUAAAUUAAUGCGCAUUGCGAGGCAUGUGCGUAAGUCCCGUAGAAUCGUUAAAUGCCUAAGUUCGUCGAAUGCCUUCGUUUACCGUAGCCGGACUCCCGUAGUGCGCCUUAGAAGCCGGACGCCCGUAAUGCGCCUUAAGAAGCAUGUGCGUAAGUCCCGUAGAAUCGUUAAAUGCCUAAGUUCGUCGAAGGCCUUCGUUUGCCGUAGCCGGACUCCCGUAAUGCGCCUUAAGAGGCAUGUCCCAGACAUGUCCCGUAGAAUCGUUAAAUGCCUAAGUUCGUCGAAGGCAUUCGUUUGCCGUAGCCGGACGUGCGUCGUGCCUGGACAGUGGUCAUGGGACCACAAGCUCAAAGUAGUGCCUAAGUUCGUCGAAUGCCUUCGUUUUCCUCUUGCAAUGAAUGCUGCACAAUCUGUGCAUUCUCACACUCUCUUCUUUUGCGUAAUCUCCACUUCUCUCUUAUUAUCGCGUAUUCUCUCCCUCUCUUUUCUUCUAGUAUUCUCCCUCUUUCCUCUUCUUUUGCGCAAUCUCCCCUUCUCUCUUAUUAUCGCGUAUUCUCUCCCUCUCUUUUCUUCUAGUACUCUCCCUCUUUCCUCUUCUUUUGCGCAAUCUCCCCUUCUCUUUAUUAUCGCGUAUUCUCUCCUCUCUUUUUCUUCUAGUACUCUCCCUCUUUCCUCUUCUUUUUGCAAUCUCCCCUCUCUUAUUAUCGCGUGUUCUCUCCCUCUCUUUUCUUCUAGUUACUCUCCUCUUUCCUCUUCUUUGCAAUCUUUUCUCUCUUAUCUUCUCUCUUAUUAUCUUCUUUUGAUAAUCUCCCUUCUCUUUAUUCUUUCUCUCCUCUCUUUCCCUCUUUUCCUCUUCUUAUUCCUUAUGCCUAAUCUCCCUUCUCUCUUAUUAUCGCGUAUUCUCUCCCUCUCUUUUCUUCUAGCACUCUCCCUCUUUCCUCUUCUUUUGCCUAAUGUCCCCUUCUCUCUUAUUAUCGCGUAUUCUCUCCCUCUCUUUUCUUCUAGCACUCUCCCUCUUUCCUCCUCUUUUUGCGUAAUCUUCCUUCUCUCUUAUUAUCGCGUAUUCUCUCCUCCUUUUCUUCUAGUACUCUCUCUCUUUCCUCUUCUUUUCCCUAAUCUCCCUUCUCUCUUAUUAUCGCGUAUUCUCUCCCUCUCUUUUCUUCGAGUACUCUCCUCUUUCCUCUUCUUUUUGCGCAAUCUCCCCUUCUCUCUUAUUAUCGCGUAUUCUCUCCCUCUCUUUUCUUCUAGCACUCCCUCUUUCCUCUUCUUUUGCCUAAUCUCCCCUUCUCUCUUUUUUAUCGCUACUCUCUCUUUUCCUCUUCUUUUGCCUAAUCUCCCUUCUCUCUUAUUAUCGCGUAUUCUCUCCUCUCUCUUUUCUUCUAGUACUCUCCCUCUUUCCUCUUCUUUUGCGCAAUCUCCCUUCUCUCUUAUUAUCGCGUAUUCUCUCCCUCUCUUUUCUUCUAGCACUCUCCCUCUUUCCUCUUCUUUUUUUUGCCUAAUGUCCCCUUCUCUCUUUUUAUCGCGUAUUCUCUCCUCUUUUUCUUCUAGCACUCUCCCUCUUUCAUCCUUUUUGAAUAAUCUCCCUUCUCUCUUAUUAUCGCGUAUUCUCUCCCUCUCUUUUCUUCUAGUAAUCUCCUCUUUCCUCUUCUUUUGCGCAAUCUCCCCUUCUCUCUUAUUAUCGCGUAUUCUCCCUCUCUUUUUUCUAGCACUCUCCUCUUUCCUCUUCUUUUGCCUAAUCUCCCCUUCUCUUUUUAUCGCGUAUUCUCUCCCUCUCUUUUCUUCUAGCACUCUCCUCUUUCCUCUUCUUUUGAAUAAUCUCCCUUCUCUCUUAUUAUCGCGUAUUCUCUCCCUCUCUUUUUCUUCUAGUACUCUCUCUCUUCCUCUUCUUUUGCCUAAUCUCCCCUUCUCUCUUAUUAUCGCGUAUUCUCUCCUCUCUUUCUUCUACACUCUCCUCUUUCCUCUUCUUUUUUGCCUAAUGUCCCCUUCUCUUUUUUAUCGCGUAUUCUCUCCUCUCUUUUCUUCUAGCACUCUCCCUCUUUCAUCCUCUUUUGAAUAA
This is a messenger RNA of Acanthosepion pharaonis, 2067 nucleotides long. The record is from the annotation of a GenBank genome assembly. NCBI's taxonomy places the organism in Eukaryota, Metazoa, Mollusca, Cephalopoda, Sepiida, Sepiidae.